CUCGCUGACGCUCCGACCCCACCACCACCACCGCCGCUCACUCACACAUCGAGCGCCAUUAUUAAACCCCAGGAAAAACAGACGACCUCGUUCGCUUCUCGCCCGCAAAAGGCUAAACCUCGAUUACGCCUCCCCAAACCCGCCGCGAAACGAAGCGAAAGCGAGUUCCUCCGAUCCCGACCACUUGCUCUUCUCAUGGCGUCCUCCCACAUCAUCCUUCCGCCGGACGACGACGACGAGGAGCAGCGCCGGCUGGAGGAGGAGGAGGACGAGGAUCCGUGGGCGCGGAGCGGGCCUCCCCCCGCGGCGCCGGAGCACGCGAUGAAGGCGGCGCUGCCGUUCUCCGCGACGUGCGUGCGGAUCUCCCGCGACUCCUACCCCAACCUCCGCGCCCUCCGCAACGCCUCCUCCGUCAGCCUCGCCGACGCCGCCUACGUGAAGAUCUCCGAGGGGGACUUCGGCUACGUCCUCGACGACGUGCCGCACCUCGUCGACCACCUCCCCGAUGCCCCCACUUAUCCCAAUCCACUACAAGAUCAUCCAGCCUAUUCAACUGUCAAGCAAUAUUUUGUUAAUGAAGAUGACACUGUACCCCAAAAGGUGGUCGUUCAGAAGAACAGCCGGCGGGGGGUUCACUUCCGUCGUGCUGGACCUCGUCAGAAGGUUUAUUUUGAGUCAGAUGAAGUGAAAGCAUGCAUUGUAACUUGUGGAGGCCUUUGCCCUGGUCUUAACACUGUCAUCAGAGAGCUCGUCUGUGGUUUGGCGCACAUGUAUAAUGUCAGCAAAAUCUAUGGUAUACAGAAUGGAUACAAGGGCUUCUAUUCUAGCAAUUACCUUACUCUGACGCCAAAGAGUGUCGAUGACAUCCACAAGAGGGGUGGGACAGUUCUUGGCACAUCACGAGGUGGCCAUGAUACAAAAAAGAUUGUUGACAACAUUCAGGAUCGUGGAAUUAAUCAGGUCUAUAUCAUUGGAGGAGAUGGAACACAGAAGGGUGCAUAUGAGAUCUUCAAGGAAAUCCGAAAACGUGGGCUAAAGGUUUCUGUUGCUGGGAUUCCCAAGACAAUAGAUAAUGACAUAGCGAUCAUUGACAAGUCAUUUGGUUUUGAUACGGCCGUAGAAGAGGCCCAGCGUGCCAUUGAUUCAGCUCAUGUGGAAGCUUGCAGUGCUGAGAAUGGAAUAGGCUUAGUAAAACUGAUGGGCCGUUAUAGUGGGUUCAUUGCAAUGUAUGCUACUCUUGCAAGUCGAGAUGUGGACUGCUGCUUAAUUCCAGAGUCCCCAUUUUAUAUGGAUGGUGAAGGUGGGUUGCUUCAAUAUGUAGAGAGAAGGCUGAAAGAGAACAAGCACAUGGUUAUUGUUGUUGCUGAGGGAGCAGGGCAGGAUCUUAUAGCCAAAAGUUUAUCUACUUCUGAGCAGCAAGAUGCAUCAGGAAAUAAGCUACUGCUUGAUAUUGGUCUUUGGCUGACUCACAAGAUAAAGGACCACUUCAAGAGCAAAAAGAUGGAGAUGACUAUUAAAUAUAUAGAUCCUACCUACAUGAUCCGAGCUAUUCCAAGCAAUGCAUCAGACAAUGUCUACUGCACGCUGCUGGCCCACAGUGCUAUUCAUGGUGCAAUGGCCGGCUAUAGCUUCACUGUUGGAAAUGUCAACGGCAGACAUGCCUACAUACCUUUCUAUAGGGUGACAUCCACACGGAACAAGGUCAAGAUCACUGAUAGGAUGUGGGCGAGGCUGCUAUCAUCAACCAACCAGCCAAGCUUCCUAAGCCAGAAGGACAUCGACGAAGCCAAAGAGAACGAUAGGACGGCCAACAAGCCACCACUUCCCACCGGCCUCAGCCAUCAUGUGGCAAACUCUUUCGACCAGUCUGCAUCAUCUUCGUCGAACAGCCAGAUAUGAACUCCAUCAUGUGGCAAACCCUUUCGACCAGUCUGCGUCAUCGUCCUCGAACAGCGAGAUGAAUCCAAUCUGUAGUUCUAUAUAGAAGCUGUUGCUAUUCCCGUUGAGAAACCUGGGCCACGCUACGCAGUUUUGAUUUAAUAUGCAUAAUAUCACCUGUAUGAAUCCACGGAUACUCUCCUGGAUUGCUGGUAACUACAAGCGUAAUAAGAAAAGCGCUAUUGAUGAAGCUAUUUCUCAUAAGCAACACUCGUGUUGUGUCUUGUAUAUGCUGCUGAUCUGAAGAUAUGUUUCGUCAGCUGAUCGUAUAUUGACCUUUUCUGUC
Messenger RNA from Oryza sativa Japonica Group (Japanese rice), 2224 nucleotides. RefSeq names its product ATP-dependent 6-phosphofructokinase 6. Gene Ontology annotation, molecular function: ATP binding; 6-phosphofructokinase activity. Gene Ontology annotation, biological process: glycolytic process; fructose 6-phosphate metabolic process. Gene Ontology annotation, cellular component: cytoplasm. The record is from RefSeq and is a predicted model, not a curated record. Lineage: Eukaryota; Viridiplantae; Streptophyta; Magnoliopsida; Poales; Poaceae.